UAUAGAAGAGAGAAUAUUUCCCCAGAUCCUUGCCAGUUCCGAGAAACAUCGGUGAGGCGUUUUACCUCAGCGGGGCGACUUGCCCCGGUCUACCCUACCUAAUGAUUAAACAGACAAUAGGUUGUAGCUUUCAUUGUCACUGAGCCAAUAUAUUGAGGUCAAUUCAAAUCAGUAUUAUGUUGAACUAUUUUCUGGAUUUGUUACUUAUGUCAAUAUCAUAAAGUUUUGUGCAUUAAGUGCAUCAUUGAAAUUCGUUAUUAGCUCUAUAUUGAAGCUUUUCAAAAGCUGAUGUUAGUGAAUUUCUUGACUUAAUUAAAAUAAGUACCUAGCUGCCUGCCUACAUGCACAGUGAUAGUGAAGCUGGCCAAAUCAAGAAACUAAGUGCCUACUGGACUGGAAAAACAAAAUGCCUCUGGCAGCGGCUGCCGGGCGGCUGCUGUGCGCGCGCCGCUGCGGCUCGCUGCUGCGGCGGCGCGCGCCGCUGGCCGUCUGUCUGCGGGCCGUCUCCGGCGGCGACGACUCGCGCCGGCCGCCGCCCGACGGGCUGCCCAGGGAGCCGCCGGCGCUCACAGUGCCGCUCAAAAAGGCGGCCCCCACCGCGGAGCCGACGCGGAGCCAGCUGCGCUCGCAGCCCUCCAGUCGGGACCGGGCGCGCCGCGACCGGAACCUGAUCACGGCCGUCCGCGCCAUGGAGGAGUACCUGAUGAAGUCUGGCGACCUCGAGCCGCUGGGCAGCACGCAGCGGCGCUCGCCGUACGAGAACGAGCCGCCGAUCCGCGUCUACUUUCGCGCCGAGGUCGAGCAGCAGGCCAUCAAAAAGUGGGGCAGCCUCGAGCGGCUGGAGGCCGAGAAACGGAAGCGCGAGCACAUACAACUGGCGCACCAGCAGGCGCUGUUCUCGGUGAAGAAGGUGCUGAAGGACUACCGGCGCGGCCAGCGCGAGAAGCCCUACUACACCCAGGUGGAGGAGGAGAGCCUGCGCGGAUCGUCGCACGUCGUACUCACCGCCGUCGGCAUCAACGCCAUCAACGCGCUCGGCAAGGGCGUGGCGUUCGCGGUGACGGGCUCGAGCAGCCUGUUCGCCGAGACGCUGCACUCGCUCGCCGACACGGCCAACCAGGUGAUCCUGGCUGUGGGCAUUCACAAGUCGGCGCAGCGCGCCAACCUCGACCACCCGUACGGCUACAGCAACGUGCGCCACGUGGCCUCGCUCAUCUCGGGCGUGGGCAUCUUCUGCCUGGGCAGCGGCGUCGCCUUCUUCCACGGCUUUCACGCGCUAUACGACCCGGCGCCGCUGGGCGACUUUCUGGUGGGCUACUGCGUGCUGGCGGCCGCACUCGUCUCCGAGAGCGUGACGCUGGCACUGGCGGCGCGCAACAUCCGCCGCAACUCGCGCCGCCAGGGGUUCACGUUCUGGCAGUACGUGCGCCAGGGCCGCGACCCGUCCGUGAACGUGGUGCUGCUGGAGGAUAUGGCCGCCGUGCUGGGCGUGUUCGUGGCCGGCUCCAGCAUGGCGCUCAGCGCCGCCACCGGCAGCAUGGUGUACGACGCGUGCGGCUCGAUGGUGAUCGGCGGCCUGCUCGGCACCGUGGCCACCUUCAUCAUCGUGACCAACGCGCACGCGCUGGUCGGCCAGUCGAUCCGCCAGGAGGAGCUCGAGCGCAUCAACCUACGGCUCGAGGAGGACAUCAUGAUCCGCGGCAUCCACGACGUCAAGGGCAUCGACAUGGGCAACGGCCUGGUGCGCUACAAGGCCGAGGUGGAUUUUGACGGCCGGGAGCUGACCAAAAAGUACCUGAAGAGUCAGAACCUGGAGUCGCUGGCGGCCGAGGCGGCGCGCCUGGACGGCAGCGAGGCGGUGGAACAGUACCUUCUGCGACACGGCGAGGCCAUCGUCGACAUGAUGGGAGCCGAGAUCGACCGCAUCGAGUCCGACCUGCGCAAGGCGUUCCCGCAGAUUCGGCACAUAGACUUGGAGAUUUUAUAGGCCCCGAGGGGCUUAGGCUGUGAUGAUGUCGUUACAAUAACGGCGGCCGGUUAGCGGGUUAGGUCUGAUCGUUGGACGCAGGGAUCUUUGGCGGGUAUCGUGAGACACUCCGCUCUAAUCUCAGAGAACCGUGCUGGUUAGAGGGGGAGAGCCAAGAGCCCGAUAGCGAUCAGUAUUUCAAGGGCUUGUAGUGACUAGCCAAUUUUGAUUUUAGUCAAUGUACAGUUGUUUCUGAUUUACUUUUAGAGUUGUCGUUACGUACCUCGUUUUGUUCCUUGUAAGUCAUGAACCGAAUUAUUUAAAUCCAAUAUCAGCUGAUACUGGUAGCUACAUGCUUGCUUGUGCGCUAAUGCGUCUGCUGCCACCCCUCUCAAGCAUUCCCACCGGCUAGCCAAUGCGGUCGGAUCGCGCCUGUGCAGUCGAGCACGGGCUUUCAAUCAUGCACGGACGCUUUCGAUCUCUGAUUGUUGAUCGACUCAAUCGAAGCGCACCGACCGUCAGGCGGACGGUCCAUUCUCUCCGGCCCUGGGUAGCUGAACUGUACCGUGCUGACGGUGCGUCAGUACCGGACUGUAACUGUGUGCCGUGCCGCGGCGGUCGGUCGCUCGGACCGUGGUGUGAUGCCGGCCGCUGUGAGGUGACGCUGUGCCGGCGCCGACAGUGUACAUCCGGCGGCCGGCGGGUCUCACUGCGGUCCAGGUGGCGGUGGUGACUGUGGUCGGGACGCUGGGCGGCUACUACAUCUGGCGGCCGGCCUUCGAGAAGCGAGGGGCGUCCAGCGGCGCCGACCAGCCGUCCCAGCCGCCCCCGACGGCGCCGGCGAGCGGCUGAGGUGAGGUCCGGCCCAGUCCUCCACCUGAGCAGCGAUGGCGCUGCCGCCGGCCAAGGUGCUGCGCUGGGUGGGUAUCGCGGGUGUCGCGGCCUUGGGGUUCGCGGUGCUCCGGCCCUACCUGGCCCGGUAUCGGGACCGUCGUGCCGAGACGGACAUCGCAGACCUGCUGGCGUCCCGGCGCCGGCCGCCCCCCGGCGACCUGUAGACGGUCAGCCGGCGGCUCGCGGCAGAACCGCCUGCCUGUAGACGCGAUAGACCAGGGCCUUUGUGAUAUAGCGGGGAUGCAGUGAGGCCGAGUAUGUUAUGGUAGCUGGAAGAGUGAGACGGUGCGGGGCGGAAGCCAUGAAUGAGAAGGUGCCGGACAGAUGUGUCCUGGGGGAGCUACGUCGUUAGAGCGUUAGCCGGAAAGGAGCGAGAUGUUGCCGGGCAGCGCGUGGGCUGUAUGUAGGAUGAGGCCUGCGCCGGAGUGGUGAUGCCCGCCCUGUAAGCGGACUUUGUGACUGGCUCGAGUAAUGUUCGCACUCUGCCCGCGUUCACCGUUUGAAGUGAUCAUGUGAGACGGCCGUUUUACCCAAAUACAUGACUUAUAGCUAUUA
Messenger RNA from Amphibalanus amphitrite, 3415 nucleotides. RefSeq names its product zinc transporter 9-like. Gene Ontology annotation, biological process: transmembrane transport; zinc ion transport. The transcript is spliced from 4 exons. NCBI's taxonomy places the organism in Eukaryota, Metazoa, Arthropoda, Thecostraca, Balanomorpha, Balanidae. Gene Ontology annotation, cellular component: membrane. Bases 407 to 1987 code for a protein of 526 amino acids. The record is from RefSeq and is a predicted model, not a curated record. Gene Ontology annotation, molecular function: monoatomic cation transmembrane transporter activity.